AUGUAAUAGGACUAAAAUCAAGGAAUAGAUAAUUAGAUGGCUGAUAAGGAAAUGACUUCUUAAGAACAUCUCUUAGAAUAAUAGAAGAAAUUUAGAAACUUGGAAUCUGAUAGGAAGGCAUAUGCUGAAGAAACAGUUGCAAACAUUAAAAAAUAACGAGGAAUUAUUGACAAACUAAAGAAUGAGAAUUAUAUUUUAAAGGAUUUGAUAGCUAAAAUGAAUUCUUAAAAACUUUAAUUAAAUUAAACAACAUAUUCUAAAGGACCUAAUAUUGAUACUAUUAUUGAUGAUUUGAAAGUAGCAAUAAAUGAAGAAAAGAAAUAAUAAGAAGAAAUUGAUACUCAUGUUGCUGAUUUUUAAAAAAAGAUAAUAGAAAAAAGACAUGCUCUUGGUGGUUAUAAUGCAGGAGCAGAAAAUGAAAGUGCAUUAUAAAAAUAAAUAAAGAUUUUGGAAAAUAGAUUAGACAAAACAAAUCAAAAAUUUAAUGAAGCUAUAGCUAUUAAUAAAUAAUUAAGAUAAUAGAUUGAUAGUUUAAGAAGAGAACGUGUUAUUUUUGAUAAUUUAUAUAAAAAAUUAGAGAAAGAAUUGCAUGAAAAAAGAAAAGUAAUAAUUUUAGAUCUAUUAUUAUUAGGAAAUGGCAGAUAUUAUAGAGACUGCUAAUACAGCAUAUGAAGAAAGAGAUAAAGCUAAUGAUUUAAUUUAAAGUUUGAAAUAAUAAGCAAAAAGAGAAUCUGCUGAUUUUGAAAAAGAUUUAAGAGAAUUAAGUUAAAUUAUGGAAAAAAAUAAGAAAACUUUAGAUUAUAUGAAAUUAACAGAAAAGAAUAGAGAAAUGGAUACUCAAGAAGUAGUUGAUCCUGAAAAAUUAACUAAACCAAAAACUACCAAAUUAACUAGAGAUAAAACAGUAAAUUAAACUAUUGUUGAAUAAAUUAUGAAAUAUGAAGAAGAUUUUGCUAAAAUAUAAGCUGCAACUUAAAUUAAGGUUUUUGAUGAAUUAAUCAAAAUUUUCAUUUAAAAUGAAGAAAAGGUAUAUUAAAAAUUUAUUGAUGUUAUUAGAAUUUUCAAAUGUUUAAAUAUGUCAAUGAAUUGAGUAAUGAAAUUGAAGAUCUUGAAAAAUAAAUAGGAGAAUUAAAAGAAGAAGCAUCUUAAUAUGAAGGAUAAGGAUCAAAUGUAGAUGUAUAAAGAAAAAGACAUUUAAAAGAUUUAGAAGAAAAAUUAUCUAGAGCUGAAUCAAAAUCAGAAUAAUAUGAAUUUAAAUACAAUGAAUCAUUAAAAUUAAUUAAUAGUUUAACUGUAUGAGUAUUAAUUUGAAUAAUAGAAUUGGAUUGAAACAUUAUUUAAUACUGUUGAAUGUGAUAAAUAAAUGGCAACUGAAAUUGCUGGAUCUCAUGGAGUUACUGACACUAAUAUGAUGAUAUAUUUAGGUUUAAUAGAAAAUAAAACAAAUAAAUUAUUGCAAUACUAUUAGUAAAUUCAUCAAAAAAUAUCAGAAAAUUAAAUUAACUCUUUAUAAUAAUUAGCAGCUAUGAAUGAGAAAAAUUUAUAAAAUAAAAAUAGAGCUGAAUUACCAUAAUUUGGUAUUCUUAUUUCAUUUAUAUUAGAUGAACAUGAAGAAGAUGAUAUAGAAGGAGAUAAAAUUUUAUCAGUAGAAGAAUUUAAAAAAAAAGCAUUAGAAAAACUAGAAGUAUAAUAAAUAAUCUAUUAUAGAAAUAAUAGAAUUAAACUAAAAAUAAAAGAUCUGGUCCAAAUAAAUUAAGAAAAAAUAAAUGA
This is a messenger RNA of Paramecium primaurelia, 1770 nucleotides long. Lineage: Eukaryota; Ciliophora; Oligohymenophorea; Peniculida; Parameciidae. The record is from the annotation of a GenBank genome assembly.